GUUGGCCGCGUACGGUGAACACGUCUUUUGAUUUCUCCGCAAAACGCGUGUACUAUAAAAUAAUUAUCGUUUACUUUCGGUGCUCACGUGUCUUAAUGCAAGCGACCAAUGUGGGUGGAGGCGGUGGUCACGAUGACGGGUCUAGGGUGCGCCUCUUGAAGAUACCACGUGCGGCGCCACAAAUCGAAGAGUACGGAUUCCGAUUGACGCGCAGCAAGUGGGAUCCAUAUCCAUGGGUAUCUGAAGUGGCCGCGGGCACACCUGCCUCGUUGUGUGGCCUCAAGACCGGCGAUUGCAUUCUAAAGGUAAAUGGCGUGGAUAUAGUUGGCAUGCGCAUAGCGGAUGUUGCCCAAAUAGUUAAAAGCCAAAAAGAUGCUGUCACCUUUCUGUGCUGGAACAGCGACUGCGAAACCGACUGUGAUGAAAACAGCAUCUGCUGUGUUCCUAUGCCCACCAGCUUAAAGCGUCUGGGUGUUAUCGUAGAGAGCAUUCUGCGGGUUAUUGAAUGUCCCGUGUGCAACGUAACCAUAACUCCCCCGGUUAUGCAGUGUCAGAAUGGACAUUUGCUUUGUCUCGACUGUCGCAUACGCUCGGAGAAGUGCCCAAUGUGUCGGGGCUUCUUCACGCCCAUUCGCUCUGGUGUCGCCGAGGAGAUAUACUCGAUUAUCGCCGGCGCUUUUGAGCAUUGCCAACGGGAUGGCAAACUACGACACCAGAUAUUCGGUGAAAUGAGUUUAAUUAAAACUAAACCCAAUAGUGAAGACUGCAUCUGUCGGGAGUCAUUGAAGCAACGAAAAUCCUUGCUACCGAAAAAUAAAAUUCUCAGCAAACUAUUGCAGGCGAAAGCUGGCUCAUUGGAGAAUCUUUUUCAAUGCAAUGCGGCCAAGCUGCUGCGUGCUGAGGCAACCGAGAGCUUUAAUGUGAUGCCAUUGGAAGAAGGAUGCAAUGAAAAGGGACUUGAGCCAAGAUUAACGAGGACAUCAAUGCUAAAAUGCACAAAUGACUUACAGCAGCAGCAGCAGGAGGAGCAGGCGGCGUCAGAUGAAAGGAAUGCCAAACUGCAAGCAGACACGAAUAGGGACAGCAACCACAAUUGCAAUGAGGCUGACAGUUUGGGCCAACAAGACAUUGUUCAGCGUGGAGCAGACAUGCCUCUUGUUGGCGGACAAAACACGGUCAUGGCUGCAAAUGCCCCGUCAGUUGUCAAUGAGUUAUGGACCGACCCACCUGUCAAGACACAAUCGAAGUCCUUUGCUUUUGCCUGCCCCACUCGAACUUCUUCUUCGGCCAGUGGCGCACGUAUCGCAAGCUGAGCACUAUACAAACGUUGUGGAUUUACAAAUAAAUUCACUAAAUUAAUUGAUCACGUGUUUGAACUUAGCAACGAAUCUCUUCACCCGGUUUUAAUCCCUCUUGUAAACGGUUAACCAACGACCAUGUGCAUUUGCCAAAUGCAAAUGCUUCAAACAACCAAAUUCAGUGCCAAAGACAGAGAGAGAGAGAGAGAUUCGAAGAAAUCAGUUUUCUGCUUUCCGCUUUACUUUGAGCAAUCGCGUUCUAACCAACUUAAUCAGCUUUCGAGCACUUAUCAGUUUUACGCUUUGGACUUGUGUCCUUCAGUUUUUCUUGUACUAAUUAAAUUAGAUUCAAGUUGCUUUGGCAAAAGUUUCUUAUCGUCAAGCCCGUCAAACAAACGCCCUGGAACACGACGAUUGCUCCAACUCCUGCAAUUCAACUCAACUCAACUCAACCAAUGGUCCAAGCUGACAAAGUGCAUAAAAGCAAAUGCUCUUCUCUCCUCUUCACUGUAAUCGACGAUUCUCACAGUUCUCUCUCUCUCUCUCGCUUCCAUUCUGUUUUCCCGUUGUCUGUCGCUUCACUGCGAGGUUGCUUUUGCUGCAGUUUGACUUGAGUCAAGUGAAUAUAUUCAUUUGUGAACGCUUGAAUGACUUUUUUGUUGUUUCGAGUGUCCCAUUCAUGAAUGCAAUGCAGUUUCAUUAAUAAUAACCAUGAUAAACUAAGUUCAUUGAGGCAAGUAGUCGAACUCUGGUCCCUGGCUUCUUUGUGGAGGUUUCAUUGAUAUUGCUGAGGUUCGAGAGAUAGAUGCAUCGAUUCGUUAUAGAAGAAUUGAUAAAUAAAUGAUUGAUGCUGCCUUUAAUCAUUGACGAGCUUCAGUUACAGAUAUUAUGAGGCCUCAGAAUGUACGUAUGCUAGACU
Drosophila sulfurigaster albostrigata is the source of this 2217-nucleotide messenger RNA. RefSeq lists its product as uncharacterized. NCBI's taxonomy places the organism in Eukaryota, Metazoa, Arthropoda, Insecta, Diptera, Drosophilidae. The coding region runs from base 96 to 1313 and encodes 405 amino acids. Gene Ontology annotation, cellular component: cytoplasm. The transcript is spliced from 4 exons. Gene Ontology annotation, molecular function: ubiquitin protein ligase activity; ubiquitin conjugating enzyme binding. Gene Ontology annotation, biological process: multicellular organism development; proteasome-mediated ubiquitin-dependent protein catabolic process. The record is from RefSeq and is a predicted model, not a curated record.